Pocillopora verrucosa is the source of this 2316-nucleotide messenger RNA. Its product is annotated as pyruvate dehydrogenase (acetyl-transferring) kinase, mitochondrial-like. Lineage: Eukaryota; Metazoa; Cnidaria; Anthozoa; Scleractinia; Pocilloporidae. Gene Ontology annotation, cellular component: mitochondrion. The record is from RefSeq and is a predicted model, not a curated record. Gene Ontology annotation, molecular function: pyruvate dehydrogenase (acetyl-transferring) kinase activity. Gene Ontology annotation, biological process: regulation of glucose metabolic process; protein phosphorylation.
AUACUUACUUGUUGCCCGCUUGUUGUAGGUUAGUGAGCAAAGGUCGAUAUGGCUAAAUUGUUUUGAGAAUCACUUGUAUUCCUGAGGUACCGUGGGAGGAAGUAUGAGCAUCGAAAAGGAGAGGGAAAAUAGUUUAUCUACCAGAGGAUAAUAGGACAUUUCAUCAUGCGGAUCACGAGAGUUUUAUGCGAAGAUGUCGCUAAGCUCAUUCAACGCUUCAGUCGAUACCAACAAUCUUCUUUGUCGAUUGAGCAAUUCACGACUUUCGGCAAAACCGCAAAACCCAUAGAAUCUUUCCAGUUUGGUCGACAUGAAUUACCUGUGCGACUUGCACACAUUAUUCGUGAGAUUGAUCUUCUUCCUAAGAAUUUGCUUAAGAUGCCUUCAGUUGAGCUAGUUAGAAGCUGGUAUGUUCAAAGCUUUAGUGAGUUAAUUGAGUUCCAAGAUGAACAAGAAACAGAUGAAGUUUCAAAUAGAUAUACCCAAAGUCUGAAGCACAUUAAACAGAGGCAUGAUAAUGUUGUUGAGACAAUGGCUCAGGGAAUUAUGGAAUUAAGAGAGAGGGACGGAGAUGGUGCAUUUCAUCCAUCCAUAGAAUACUUUUUAGAUCGUUUUUACAUGAAUCGGAUUAGUAUACGAAUGCUUAUCACUCAGCAUUUGGUGCUGUUUGGUCAAGAUGCAAGAAGCUCCAAGAGCAAUUUUAUUGGUUGUUUUGACCCAACCUGUCAUGUUGCUUCAGUGGUAGAAGAUGCUGUAAAUAAUGCUGCCUACCUCUGUGAACAUUAUUAUUGUGCUGCUCCUGAGGUGGAAAUUUCUGAGUUUAAUGGUGUUGAUCUUAAGAAACCCAUCCAAAUGGCCUAUGUUCCUGGACACUUGUAUCACAUGCUCUUUGAAUUAUUGAAGAAUGCCAUGCGUGCAGUUGUGGAACAACAUGGAAGCAGUACUGAUGUUCCUCCGAUAAAGAUCAUGAUAACCAAAGGAAGACAUGACAUGACAAUCAAGAUUUCUGAUCAAGGAGGUGGAAUCCCAAAGAGUACAAUUGAUCAAGUGUUUGAGUAUCAUUAUACAUCGGCACCAGAGCCACUGAAAGCUGGUUCUGCUGCACCUAUGGCCGGCUAUGGAUACGGGCUGCCAUUAUCAAGACUCUAUGCCAGAUAUUUUGAUGGAGAUAUGCAGCUUUAUUCCAUGGAAGGUUUUGGUACAGAUGCUGUGAUCUGGUUAAAGGCGCUAUCAGCUGAAGCUAGUGAAAUUCUACCUCAAUACACAAGACGGACACCAAAGAAUUAUGAAGAAGUUAGACUGUCAGCUCAACACUGUCGAGACUGGAGCUCUUCCAAAUUCUACGGAUAUGGAAAUAAAUUUAUGUCGACAUAUCAAGGAAUGAUGAGAGCAAGGAGGUUGCAUAACAGUCGGAGAACUGCGAACUCGUCGUGAAUAGGCUCUCCAUUAGGGUCCAAUGUGCAGACAGCCGUAUUAUUUUAGAUAGACCUGUCUUUGAUAUUAUUUUACAAGAAGAAUGCGUGAGGUCGUCGAGUCCAACUUCACUUUACUCUAGACAGAGGAGAUAAAUUAAAUAAACUCAUUUCAUCUAAGCCAUAUUUAUAUUUAGUACGGGCAGAUUUGUCGUGGACAGACCCAUUUGUGGGUCUGGACAAUUCAAUGGAGCCUGCUUGAUUCUUAUUAUUUUCGAAACCGCCAUGGACAAACAAGGCCAACUCUAACAAUUCUCGACAAUCCUAGUCAAGUUGUCUUAUUUGGGCAAUUUUAAAUUGGGAAACCUUUUCACCUAUCCUCUUUAAAACUAUAUUUUAAUAUAUAUUUGUAAAGAUAAACUGGUGCAAUAAUUUAAAUGCAAAGCAACAAAUGUUUUUAGGUAUUUACACGUUAUAUCCUUAGAUGAACCAUUCUGGGAACCGUCAUUUUGAUCCACACUCACGAUUUUUCACAAAUUAUCAAUGUAUUUAUAUAGAUUUAUUUUCAAAAGGGGUCAUCACAUUGAGGGUUUUUCUAAUAGGAAUUUGGUCUCUUGAGUUAUCGUCUCAUGAUUGAAUCUUGAAUCACUGGCUCCGUAUUUUAAAUCGUUCGUGGUCAGAAGGUGCUAAAAAAAAUCUUCCUAUUAAAGGUAAUUACGAGAUUACAUUCUUUUGAGGUACUACACAACACUUGCCAGAAGUCACAAUUGGUCGGGGGAGUUUCACUUUGUGUUCCCGCUUUGAACUGGAUAUCUUUCCUGAGACAGAUGUUCAGAAAGCGAAAGUUCUAAUUGAUUAGCUAUGAAACGUGAACCUUAUUAAAAAAAUUGCAAUAAAGAUGACU